GGCUGUGGACAGGGAGGUGGACCUCAAGAGCUAUAAAGGCUUUCUCUGCCCGUGUGGAGCCAGUGAGAAGAGCCUGCCAGAGUCGGCCUUCUCAGCGUUCCAGGUCUUCUGAAGCCAUGGGCAUCCGCUACCUCCUGGUUCUGGUUCUUGUCCUCCUGGUAUUGGGAUGUGAGGUCCAGGGGGCCCACAUGCCCCAGCAAGAUGAAGGCACCCCCUCCUCCCUAUUCAGCCAGAUACAGGAAUCACUCUAUAGGUACUGGGGGACAGCCAAGUCAGCCGCCCAGGAGCUGUACGAGAAGACAUACCUGACCACCAUGGAUGAGAAAAUCAGGGAAAUAUACAACAAAAGCACAGCAGCUGUGAGCACUUACGCAGGGGUUUUCACUGACCAGUUACUUUCUAUGCUGAAGGGAGACCAGUAACAGCUGGGCCCCGACCAGGGGGGAAGGGAGAGUCCAGACCCCUUGGCUCCUCUCACCUACCCCCUACUUCUCAGCAGCUACCAGCAUCCUGCUCCCAACGCUCGUCUGUUCUUCUUAUAAAUAAAUUAAUUUAAAAAACCA
Zalophus californianus (California sea lion) is the source of this 563-nucleotide messenger RNA. RefSeq names its product apolipoprotein C2 (gene APOC2). The transcript is spliced from 4 exons. Gene Ontology annotation, cellular component: intermediate-density lipoprotein particle; low-density lipoprotein particle; spherical high-density lipoprotein particle. The record is from RefSeq and is a predicted model, not a curated record. Gene Ontology annotation, molecular function: phospholipase binding; phospholipase activator activity; lipoprotein lipase activator activity. NCBI's taxonomy places the organism in Eukaryota, Metazoa, Chordata, Mammalia, Carnivora, Otariidae. Gene Ontology annotation, biological process: lipid metabolic process; positive regulation of phospholipase activity; lipid transport. The coding region runs from base 117 to 422 and encodes 101 amino acids.